CACUCUUAACUACCCAGGAUUGAUAAUGCGAUUAGAUAAAUGCCAAAAAAAGUCUCAAGUAACGGAAAUCCGAAUACAUUCUGCCGCGAGAAGCACAGCGAAGGACGGGAACGUUGCGCAACCGACCGACAGGCAACCGAGGAGAUGCUUAAUGUUUUGAAAAUGACUUGAGUAUCGAAGGGAAAUUCACGCCAUGUCACGCCGGGAAGACUCCAAGAGAGAGAGACUCCGGGCAGAGGAAGAAGCCCUGAAUAAGCAGCUACAAGAUGCGGGCUUGUACGAGGAGGGUAUGGGCCUGGAAGAGAAGAGGAGCAUGCUGCAGUUGUUGGAGGAAUCUCGAGCCUCAGCCCAGCAGGAGGCAAAGGAACGUGAGCAUUGGAGGAAGAAAGAAGAACAAAUCUUAAAUGAAACCCUAAACAAGUCUUUUAAUGAUAAUCCUGAGGAGGAUCAGCAAAGUGCUAUUGGGUCCAGCAUACAAGACAAUGAAGAUAACUCACGGGACUCAGACGUGGUGGCCAUUCCGUCAGGCAGUGACAAGCAUGACGUUAGAAAUUCAGGUAAUACUUCAGAUUGUGGUUCAGUCACUCCCGAUCUGUCACCUCUCCGGCCAGGUUCACCAGAGCUCCUUGUACCCUCACUUUCUCCCAGACAAGAACAACACGCUGCUGAUAGGCCUUCAACCAGCAAGAGCAAGUCUAACAAUAUUACAGUGAAGGAAAAAACAAAGGGGAGCUCACAAAAUUCCGAUGAGGACUUAUUUUGUGAUUCUCAGAGCUCUGACCAGUUUGCAAAUAGGAGGAAACAUCAGGAAUGCAUUGUCACUGAAUCUCAUCUAAAAGUGGACUCUAAAGCUUCACUGAGCAGCCCAGGGAGGAGACCAGUGCAGCAGAAGCUAACUGUUGUCAGGACUGUGGAAAGGAGAACAUUCAUUGUAGAGGAAAGUAACUCAGAGCCUUUAGAAGCUCAGAGGUCUUCUCUAAGAAGGUACAGUGUGGAAGAAGUGCCAUCAGAAAGUGAUAAAUCUGAGUCAAGAGUCAGUAGUUACUCUCAGCCAUUGUUCUCCAGUAGUGAAGAUAGUGCAAGAAAGCAGAGACACAUCUCUGAGGAUGAGGAUGGCAUACAGCUGCUUUCACCUGUCAUUGGACAGAGGACAGUGGCAAGCGGAAGUGCACCAUCAUCAAGUGCCAAACAGAAUAGUCAGACUUUACAAGAUGCAGAGAUAUCAAAUUCUAUUGAAGCUGAGCCCAUUCGUCAAAUAGAUGCUGUGAUGUUAGGGGACAGUGAUGAUGACUUUGUGCUGCCAUCACCAAGUGUCUCUCAAAGCACCAACGCGAAUCAGAUUGAAAAGUUGUGUUCAACUCCUGAUGGUUGCGAGUCUCAGAAAACUCAAGAAGCUGGAAAGAGCAAACCUCCACCUCAGGAAAGACAAGCAAGUGAUGUCAGUGAUAAAACAGACCAUGGGAAGAACGCUGAGGUUGAUUGUUCCAUAGACAGCCAGUCACCAAGGCAUAACCACAAGAAGGCAGCAGAUGGUGCUGGUAAUCACAAUAUGGAAAUAUCUGAUAGUGAUGAUGAAGAUCACAGUUUCAAUUACCAAAAUGACAGGAAGAGAAAUGUGAAUGUUUUUUGUCCUCAAGAUAAUUCUGAUAUUCCACUAAAGAGGAGGCGGAAAAUGACAGUGGAAGAUCGUAAAGUAAUUUAUUUCAAAUCUAGUGAAGAAACCUUAGAUGACUGCUUCAAACGGAUUCUUGGCAUGAUUAGUCAAGAUAUGGAGAGACUGGAACAAAAUCAGUCAAGUCUUAGUUACCGGCUGAAAUGGAUGCCACCUGUGGUUGUCGAUAAAAGAGUAAAGGACUCCCUUGAUCGCCCAGGUGCACACAACAGGAGGAAAGCUGGGGGACCAGCAGCAGGAAGCAGUGAACGGGAAAUGCCACACAGGACAACGCGAUAUAUCACGAGAACAAUGGAAAUUCAAGAAGAGGAACCGCAGUACUCAGACGAUUCGUUGCCAGAUUUGUGCCACCUGGAAGAACAGAACUCGGUUCCACAAAACAAAAGAAUACUCAAGAGAAGAAGCUUACACAUGGGCCUAAGUCAGAAAAGAGCAAAGCUUGCCACUCUUCUUGAGAACAAGGAAAGUGAGAAUUCCGAGAAGUUAGCAUGCGACUCAGAGGUAGAGUUUGAAAAUGAUUCUCUAUUUUCUGUGAAGAAGACACAAAAUUCAGAUGAAAGGUUUUCUCAUCAAAAUAAAUCAAGCAAAGCAUCUCAAGAAGUUUCAUCUUCUAAGUCUGUAGAAAUCAGGAAUAAUGAAUGUGAAAGUGAGGAAGAGAAUAUGUGUAUUGUCAGUCAAGCAUCAGAUGAGGAAUGUACUGUAAUGGAGAAACCAGCACCUUCAGAGGGACAGAGACAAGAGACUGAGCAGCCAAGUGGUUUACAUAAAACACCAAAAGGUUCAAAAGGUAGCUCUGAGGUUGGAAACCUGAAACGACCUUCAAGGAAAACAUUCUUGUUAUGUACUCCUGAAGAUGCUGGGGUCAAUAGAGACUGUGAUAGUGCAUCCUCUACCACUGUGCAAGCACAAGCACAGAGUGAGAUCAGGGAACAGGUACCUUAUUCAGAUGAACCAUCAACUAGUGGGAUACAGCUGAUGUCAGAAGUUAAAACCCCCAUGAGGUCUCGUGAAAGAGGAAAGGCAAAGCUCACACCUCUUAACUCGAGCAACAAGAGAUUGAAACCCCUGAAUUUUGUCAGUUCAUCAAGAAAUGAUGAACUAGGAAGUCAGGUGGACAAAGACAUGCAAGCAGGACCAAGCAGCAAUGUGGAUAUUUGUAUCUUGGAUGACAAUAAUUUGGCAACCACAACAAGUAGUCUGAGUUCAAGCAACCAGGCAGGCAGGUCAGGGACAGUAAGGCGAGAAAAGAGUGACCAACCACAGAUACGGCCUGCACCUCUGAAGUUCAGGAAGACUAACCCAAGAGAGAAAGGUGCUGAAAAUCCAAGUAGGGGAGAAGAGGAAAAGGAGACUGAACAGAUUACAUCAAGUAUUGCAUUACAGAGACAGGUGCCAAAUGGCCAGUUCCUGGAGGAUGGCCGAGAGGAAGAGGAGGAGGAGGAAGAAGAGGAGGACAGCAACAUGGUACCUUGUCCUCUGUGUGGAAAACAUUACCCGAUGAAGCAGAUUGAGAUCCAUGCGUCAGAUUGUUUGGAGACAAAUGAGCUACAGCAGGAGCAGGUUGUUCCCUCAAGUAGUAGACAGAACAAGAGGAAAGUAAUAAAGCCCACUCAGACAGCAGAAGAGGAAGAAGACAUGGAAAUAGAGGAGGUGAUGGAAAUGAGAGCAGAGAGUCUCCCCACAGUCGUAGGAAGAGCAAGAACACCCCCGGGGAAAGUGAGGUGCACAUACUGUAAGGUGGUCAUGAAGGAGGGGGAUGACUACCUCAUUCAUGUGCAAUCCUGUAUAGCUAAACAGCAGAUCAAGGACUCCAUUAUGUCUCCUAGCAGUGCUAAUACACCAGCGGGCAAGAGUGGAUUUAAACGAGUGGGGGGUCUGCCGAGCCAGGGACUGAAGGGUCCAGGUGCAAAAGCAGGAAGCCUGUUCGACCAUUUAGAAGGUGGCUUGUUGUGUGUCCCAGGAGACAUCACAGCCCCAGAAUAUAGCAACAUCCAAACAGCUCUGGUUCAGAUCCUCAACUGUGUGGCUGUCAGGCCCCAUGGACUGUCAGAAGUCUUGGCAAAGAAAUAUCCCUAUAGUGAUUUGUAUAGUCGUCGGAGACCAAUUAAAAACUACAAUCGUUCCGUGGUGGAAGACAGACCUCAGCCAGGGACGAUUGGCAUUUGCCGUCCCAAAACCCCCUUCCACGGGCCCAUCGUUGUCGAUGUUUUUGGACAGUUCUACAUGGGGAAAGAGAGAAACAGAAACCUCAUGAACAAAAGGCUGGCAAAGACUCUGCAGGACACAAACAAUAGUAGCGAAAAAGACCCAGAGCUCCUGGAAGGCCUGCUCGAGGACACGGCAGACAACCGAAUCCAAUGGUUCAGGGAAGCCUUGGAGCGGCUGGCCGAGCGGGUCGUGGAGGAAGGCAUCAGGCACGUGGUUUUCCCGCACUGCAUUGGCUGCGGACUGGCGGGGGGGAACUGGGAGGGAAACUAUCGUCCUGCCAUUAAGAAGUUUGCUGAAAGAGUAAGAGCGCUCGAUGUGAAAGUGACCAUUGUACAAAAGACAGAUGCGCAGAAGUCAGAUAGUGACGUUGCCAUAAUUGGAACGGUGAAGAAAUCUGGAGUUGCAGGUAGCAGUUCCAGAAGAGGAAGAGGGGCUUAUGGGAAGUGUUCUGGAAAAUAA
Molecule: messenger RNA, 4339 nt
Organism: Penaeus chinensis
Lineage: Eukaryota; Metazoa; Arthropoda; Malacostraca; Decapoda; Penaeidae
Exons: 9
Coding region: 194-4339 (1381 amino acids)
Biological process (GO): DNA repair
Molecular function (GO): DNA binding
Source: RefSeq, a predicted model, not a curated record